Acanthosepion pharaonis is the source of this 5583-nucleotide messenger RNA. The record is from the annotation of a GenBank genome assembly. NCBI's taxonomy places the organism in Eukaryota, Metazoa, Mollusca, Cephalopoda, Sepiida, Sepiidae.
AUGCUUUCAUUCACCCAUAUAUAUUCUACUCUCUCAUAUAGUCAUAUAUCUUUGACUCUUUUAUACACAUAUAUCUUCUACUCUAGUCACUCAUCCAUAUCUCUUUCUAUCCUGUCGCUCAUCCAUAUCUCUUUCUAUCCUGUCGCUCAUCCAUAUCUAUAUCUAUCCUGUCACGCGUCUAUAUCUCUUUCUAUCCUGUCAUUUAUCCAUAUCUCUUUCUAUCCUGUCAUUCAUCCAUAUCUCUUUCUAUCCUCAUUCAUCCAUAUCUCUUUCUAUCCUGUUGCUCAUCCACAUCUCUUUCUAUCCUGUCGUUCAUCCACAUCUCUUUCUAUCCUGUCACUCAUCCAUAUCUCAUUCUAUCCUGUCACUCAUCCACAUCUCUUUCUAUCCUGUCGUUCAUCCACAUCUCUUUCUAUCCUGUCACUCAUCCAUAUCUCAUUCUAUCCUGUCAUUCAUCCAUAUCUCUUUCUAUCCUGUCGCUCAUCCACAUCUCUUUCUAUCCUGUCGCUCAUCCACAUCUCUUUCUAUCCUGUCCUUCAUCCAUAUCUCUUUCUAUCCUGUUGCUCAUCCAUAUCUCUUUCUAUCCUGUUGCUCAUCCAUAUCUCUUUCUAUCCUGUUGCUCAUCCAUAUCUCUUUCUCUCCUGUCAUUCAUCCAUAUUUCUUUCUCUCCUGUUAUUCAUCCAUAUUUCUUUCUAUCCUCUCACUCAUCCAUAUUUCUUACUAUCCUGUCAUUCAUCCAUAUCUCUUUCUAUCCUGUCAUUCAUCCAUAUCUCUUUCUAUCCUGUUGCUCAUCCACAUCUCUUUCUAUCCUGUCACUCAUCCACAUCUCUUUCUAUCCUGUCACUCAUCCAUAUUUCUUUCUAUCCUGUCGCUCAUCCAUAUAUCACUUUCUAUCCUGUCACUCAUCCAUAUUUCUUUCUAUCCUGUCACUCAUCCAUGUCUCUUUCAUUCCUGUCAUUCAUCCAUAUCUCUUUCUAUCCUGUUGCUCAUCCAUAUCUCUUUCUCUCCUGUCAUUCAUCCAUAUUUCUUUCUAUCUUGUCACUCAUCCAUAUAUCUUUCUAUCCUGUCGCUCAUCCAUAUAUCACUUUCUAUCCUGUCGCUCAUCCAUAUCUCUUUCUAUCCUGUCACUCAUCCAUAUCUCUUUCUAUCCUGUCACUCAUCCAUAUCUCUUUCUAUCCUGUCAUUCAUCCAUAUCUCUUUCUAUCCUGUUGCUCAUCCAUAUCUCUUUCUCUCCUGUCAUUCAUCCAUAUUUCUUUCUAUCUUGUCACUCAUCCAUAUUUCUUUCUAUCCUGUCGCUCAUCCAUAUCUCUUUCUAUCCUGUCGCUCAUCCACAUCUCUUUCUAUCCUGUCACUCAUCCAUAUUUCUUUCUAUCUUGUCACUCAUCCAUAUUUCUUUCUAUCCUGUCGCUCAUCCAUAUCUCUUUCUAUCCUGUCAUUUAUCCAUAUUUCUUUCUAUCCUGUCACUCAUCCAUAUCUCAUUCUAUCCUGUCAUUCAUCCAUAUCUCUUUCUAUCCUGUUGCUCAUCCAUAUCUCUUUCUAUCCUGUUGCUCAUCCAUAUCUCUUUUUCUCCUGUCAUUCAUCCAUAUUUCUUUCUUUCCUGUUAUUCAUCCAUAUUUCUUUCUAUCCUCUCACUCAUCCAUAUUUCUUACUAUCCUGUCAUUCAUCCAUAUCUUCUUUCUAUCCUGUCAUUCAUCCAUAUCUCUUUCUAUCCUGUUGCUCAUCCACAUCUCUUUCAUCCUGUCACCAUCCAUAUUUUUUUUCUGUCUUGUCACUCAUCCAUAUUUCUUUCUAUCCUGUCACUCAUCCAUAUAUCUUUCUAUCCUGUCACUCAUCCAUAUUUCUUUCUAUCCUGUCACUCAUCCAUGUCUCUUUCAUUCCUGUCAUUCAUCCAUAUCUUUUCUAUCCUGUUGCUCAUCCAUAUCUCUUUUCUCUCCUGUCAUUCAUCCAUAUUUCUUUCUAUCUUGUCACUCAUCCAUAUUUCUUUCUAUCCUGUCGCUCAUCCAUAUAUCACUUUCUAUCCUGUCGCUCAUCCAUAUCUCUUUCUAUCCUGUCACUCAUCCAUAUCUCUUUCUAUCCUGUCACUCAUCCAUAUCUCUUUCUAUCCUGUCAUUCAUCCAUAUCUCUUUCUAUCCUGUUGCUCAUCCAUAUCUCUUUCUCUCCUGUCAUUCAUCCAUAUCUCUUUCUAUCCUGUCACUCAUCCAUAUUUCUUUCUAUCCUGUCGCUCAUCCACAUCUCUUUCUAUCCUGUCGCUCAUCCACAUCUCUUUCUAUCCUGUCACUCAUCCAUAUUUCUUUCUAUCUUGUCACUCAUCCAUAUUUCUUUCUAUCCUGUCGCUCAUCCAUAUAUCUUUCUAUCCUGUCACUCAUCCAUAUUUCUUUCUAUCCUGUCACUCAUCCAUAUCUCUUUCUAUCCUGUCACUUCAUCCAUAUUUCUUUCUAUCCUGUCAAUCAUCCAUAUCUCUUUCUAUCCUGUUGCUCAUCCAUAUCUCUUUCUCUCCUGUCAUUCAUCCAUAUUUCUUUCUAUCCUGUCACUCAUCCAUAUUUCUUUCUAUCCUGUCGCUCAUCCACAUCUCUUUCUAUCCUGUUGCUCAUCCACAUCUCUUUCUAUCCUGUCACUCAUCCAUAUUUCUUUCUAUCCUGUCACUCAUCCAUAUUUCUUUCUAUCCUGUCGCUCAUCCAUAUUUCUUUCUAUCCUGUCACUCAUCCAUAUCUCUUUCUAUCCUGUCGCUCAUCCAUAUCUCUUUCUAUCCUGUCGCUCAUCCAUAUCUCUUUCUCUCCUGUCAUUCAUCCAUAUUUCUUUCUAUCCUGUCACUCAUCCAUAUUUCUUUCUAUCCUGUCGCUCAUCCAUAUAUCUCUUUCUAUCCUGUCGCUCAUCCAUAUAUCUCUUUCUAUCCUGUCACUCAUCCAUAUUUCUUUCUAUCCUGUCACUUAUCCAUAUCUCUUUCUAUCCUGUCAUUCAUCCAUAUUUCUUUCUAUCCUGUCGCUCAUCCACAUCUCUUUCUAUCCUGUCACUCAUCCACAUCUCUUUCUAUCCUGUCGCUCAUCCACAUCUCUUUCUAUCCUGUCACUCAUCCAAAUAUCUCUUUCUAUCCUGUCACUCAUCCAAAUAUCUCUUUCUAUCCUGUCGCUCAUCCAUAUCUCUUUCUAUCCUGUCGCUCAUCCAUAUCUCUUUCUAUUCUGUCACUCAUCCACAUCUCUUUCUAUCCUGUCACUCAUCCAUAUUUCUUUCUAUCCUGUCGCUCAUCCAUAUUUCUUUCUAUCCUCUCGCUCACCCAUAUUUCUUUCUAUCCUGUCGCUCAUCCACAUCUCUUUCUAUCCUGUCGCUCAUCCACAUCUCUUUCUAUCCUGUCAUUCAUCCACAUCUCUUUCUAUCCUGUCGCUCAUCCAUAUAUCUCUUUCUAUCCUGUCACUCAUCCACAUCUCUUUCUAUCCUGUCACUCAUCCACAUCUCUUUCUAUCCUGUCAUUCAUCCAUAUUUCUUUCUAUCCUGUCACUCAUCCAUGUUUCUUUCUAUCCUGUCGCUCAUGCACAUCUCUUUCUAUCCUGUCGCUCAUCCACAUCUCUUUCUAUCCUGUCACUCAUCCAUAUUUCUUUCUAUCCUGUCGCUCAUCCAUAUAUCUCUUUCUAUCCUGUCACUCAUCCACAUCUCUUUCUAUACUGUCACUCAUCCAUAUCUCUUUCUAUCCUGUCGCUCACCCAUAUUUCUUUCUAUCCUGUCAUUCAUCCAUAUUUCUUUCUAUCCUGUCAUUCAUCCAUAUCUCUUUCUCUCCUGUUAUUCAUCCAUAUUUCUUUCUAUCCUGUCGCUCAUCCAUAUUUCUUUCUAUCCUGUCGCUCAUCCACAUCUCUUUCUAUCCUGUUACUCAUCCAUAUCUCUUUCUAUCCUGUCACUCAUCCAUAUUUCUUUCUAUCCUGUCACUCAUCCAUAUCUCUUUCUCUCCUGUCAUUCAUCCAUAUUUCUUUCUAUCCUGUCACUCAUCCAUAUUUCUUUCUAUCCUGUCACUCAUCCAUAUUUCUUUCUAUCCUGUCACUCAUCCAUAUCUCUUUCUAUCCUGUCGCUCAUCCACAUCUCUUUCUAUCCUGUCGCUCAUCCACAUCUCUUUCUAUCCUGUCGCUCAUCCACAUCUCUUUCUAUCCUGUCGCUCAUCCACAUCUCUUUCUAUCCUGUCGCUCAUCCACAUCUCUUUCUAUCCUGUCGCCAUCCACAUCUCUUUCUAUCCUGUCGCUCAUCCACAUCUCUUUCUAUCCUGUCGCUCAUCCACAUCUCUUUCUAUCCUGUCGCUCACUCAUGCAUCUUUCUAUCCUCACACUUACAUCUUCCUACUCUGUCUCUCACACCCUUGCAUCUUUCUCCUCUCUCUCUCACACCCUUGCAUCUUUCUCCUCUCUCUCUCACACCCUUGCAUCUUUCUCCUCUCUCUCUCUCUCACACCCUUGCAUCUUUCUCCUCUCUCUCUCACACCCUUGCAUCUUUCUCCUCUCUCUCUCACACCCUUGCAUCUUUCUCCUCUCUCACACCUUUGCAUCUUUCUCUCUCUCUCUCUCUCUCACACUUUGCAUCUUUCUCCUCUCUCACACCCUUGCAUCUUUCUCCUCUCUCACACCUUUGCAUCUUUCUCCUCUCUCACACCUUUGCAUCUUUCUCCUCUCUCACACCUUUGCAUCUUUCUCCUCUCUCACACCUUUGCAUCUUUCUACCCUCUCACACCUUUGCAUCUUUCUACCCUCUCACACCUUUGCAUCUUUCUACCCUCUCACACCUUUGCAUCUUUCUACCCUCUCACACCUUUGCAUCUUUCUCCUCUCUCUCUCACAUGCUUGCAUCUUUCUCCUCUCUCUCUCUCACAUGCUUGCCUCUUUCUCCUCCCUCUCUCACACCCUUGCCUCUUUCUCCUCCCUUCUCUCUCACGCUUUGCCUUUUCUUCCUCCUCUCUCACCCCCUUUACUCUUUCUCCUCUCUCACACCUCUUCCCUCUUCUCUCCCUCUCUUCCCCUUGCAUCUUUCUUAGCUCUUCCUCCUUGCUGUUUUUCUUCUUUCUCUCUUCCCUCUUUUUCUCUUUCCCUCUUCUUUCCUUCCCUCUUCUUCUUCUUACUCUCUUCCCCUUGCCUCAUUCUUCUUCCUCUCUUCCUCUCGCCUUUUUCUUCUUUCUUCCUUCACCUCUUUUUUCUUACUCUCUUUUCCUUGCCCUUCUCUUCUUACUCUCUUCCCCUCACCUCUUUCUUCUUACUCUCUUCUCUUUACCACUUUUAUUAUCUACAUUUUGUCACACUCUCUGUCUUUUCUCUUCUCUUACUUGCUUUAGUUCACUGCUUUCAGUCUUUGAUCUUUCUCUCUACCUUUGAUCAGCUGUUCCCUCUCUCUUGUUUCUUCUAUUCAUUACAAACUAAAUCUUUUUCUGACUUCAUCUUUCUCUCUAUAUAUUUCCCUUUUAGUUCCUCCAUUACCAAUAUCUAUUCUAGUGACAAUUCUCAUGUUGUCACCUUCUCUUUGGCAGGAUUCUUCCUAUUUUACUGGUUUCCAUCAUUAAAGCCAUGGUUCCGUGCAAAAUUCAAUCUUCUCUCACUUAACCAUACAUGUAUCUUGUAG